AUGGUUGGAUUGAGACCUAUACACAAUGCACUUCUGUGUGGUGCUUUGAUUGCACCUGGUAUGAAGUUGGCUCCAAUUCUUGCCAGAUCAUUUGCUACUACCACUCCCAAAUUCGCUCAGAAACACGUUGAUAUGGCCGACAUUCCUAUUGCCAAUAUCGGAGCCAUGGCCGACUUCUAUGUUCCACCAAGGAUAUGGAGUCAGCCUAUGAAGUACUGGCCUGUAUUAUUAGGUCGUAGAUUCCUUGUAUUUGCCAGUAACACCUACAGUAUUGUCAAAUACAAGCAAGAAACUGGAAACAGAUUAGACUUUAAUAGAUGGAAGGACGAAGGGAUUGAAAAAUUUGUCAAGAUGAAUAAAGUGUUUGCUGCUGCUUGUAAUCAAAAAGUUGGGAAUCUUGCCAGAGAAAAAUACCUUGUCAAGAAUUUGCAACAUGAAUGUGGAUCUCAAACCAUUGCUCGUUUAUUGGAAAGAGUUGUAACUUUCCCCUUGGAUUCCACAGUGAAAUGGGAUUUGGUUAGUAUUGAAAAAAAUCCAAAGAUUGUUUCAUUCAAUGCUAUUCCUGAUAGAAACAAUGUUGUAGUCUAUGUUCAAUUCAUCAUGAAGUUAGUUACCAAACAAAAAAUGACAAUCACCACUGACGACAAGGAACACGUUUCUGAAGUUACCAGUACUGAUUACUUGGUGUAUACUUUGAACCCACAUACCAAGGAAUCGGUUUUGGUUGGAAAAUUGUUUGAAUCAAACCCAGUUAGAAAGGUUUCUCCAGAUUAUGCUCAACAAGCCAACCCAGUUUGGUUAAAGAGAUUCACCGCAGAAACUGCUGACAUUUAUCGUACUGAUCCACGGUUGGAAUCAAAAGAUAAUUAG
Messenger RNA from Spathaspora passalidarum NRRL Y-27907, 870 nucleotides. RefSeq lists its product as uncharacterized. The transcript has a single exon. The record is from RefSeq and is a predicted model, not a curated record. Gene Ontology annotation, cellular component: mitochondrial inner membrane. Gene Ontology annotation, molecular function: ribosome binding. Gene Ontology annotation, biological process: inner mitochondrial membrane organization; protein insertion into mitochondrial inner membrane from matrix. The coding region runs from base 1 to 870 and encodes 289 amino acids. NCBI's taxonomy places the organism in Eukaryota, Fungi, Ascomycota, Pichiomycetes, Serinales, Debaryomycetaceae.